This is a messenger RNA of Psammomys obesus (fat sand rat), 3197 nucleotides long. RefSeq names its product synaptojanin 2 binding protein (gene Synj2bp). Gene Ontology annotation, molecular function: protein binding. The transcript is spliced from 4 exons. Bases 117 to 554 code for a protein of 145 amino acids. The record is from RefSeq and is a predicted model, not a curated record. NCBI's taxonomy places the organism in Eukaryota, Metazoa, Chordata, Mammalia, Rodentia, Muridae.
CGGCGGCUGAGAAAACUGUAUAAGCUAUGCUUGGGGACGCGGCGCGGAGCUUGAUUCACCUUCACCUACGCUGAGCGCCAGCUGACCCCGGGCUUCCGCCCGGAGAGCAGUCUGACAUGAACGGACGGGUGGAUUACUUAAUCACGGAGGAAGAGAUCAACCUGACGAGAGGACCCUCGGGGCUGGGCUUCAAUAUCGUCGGUGGGACAGAUCAACAGUAUGUCUCCAACGACAGUGGCAUCUACGUCAGCCGCAUCAAAGAGGAUGGGGCUGCGGCCCGGGAUGGGCGGCUCCAGGAGGGUGAUAAGAUCCUCUCGGUAAAUGGCCAAGACCUAAAGAACCUGCUGCACCAGGAUGCUGUAGACCUCUUUCGUAAUGCGGGAUAUGCUGUGUCCCUGAGAGUACAGCACAGGUUACCAGUGCAGAACGGACCUAUAGUACAUCGAGGUGAAGGAGAACCAAGUGGAAUUCCUGUAGCCAUGGUGCUGUUACCAGUGUUUGCCCUCACCCUGGUAGCAGUUUGGGCCUUCGUGAGAUACCGAAAACAGCUUUGAGUGCCUGCUGUCUUCCAGUGUGUCCCAUGAACUAUUUUUCUCAUUCACCUUCUCUGACAUUCUCUCGUAUCCUUUCUUCUCUAAAUAGCCAACACGUGAUUUCAGGUGACUGAUUAACACCCAAAAUCUUGCUGUUCAAAAUCUCCAAGACUUCAAAUUCUAAUGGAACAGUAAAGGUAUUAUUUGAAAAAAAAAAAAAAAAUCUGGGGGGGAAAAAAAGCCUUGCUUAGAACAAAUGAGAAGUUACAUACUUACUAGAACUGCCAAUACAAAUUCAGCUAUCACCCAAAGAGGAAAAGCUCAGUCUUCCUGUCACCAUGUAUGACACCUUUUUCUUAGCUGACGUGCUUUGAAGGCUAUCUGUGCUACGUGAAAGGAGGAGCUGAUUCUUUUUUUUUUCUUUUAAUGCCUUUUCUUGGGAAGUAUUUGUGGCCUUUAAUUUGUAAUUAUAUACCUAGAUGCCUAUAUUGAACAUAGGUAAAUGAAGUUUUUAUUUUUUUUCAAAAAGAAAAUACAUAUGUACAGUAAUACACAUAUGCAUAUAUUGUAGCAUAACAUUGAUGCCUUAUGGAGAAUUAAAGAGGUGAGAAAACUAUACAGGUUCCUGGGUUUGUAAUGGACGGUUUUUUGGGACUAGGGGAUCAUAUUUCUUCAUAUAUAAUCAAGAUUCAUAUUGAACAAUGAGUUCUUGAUUGUUAAGAGAGCUUACUUGUACAUAUGUUUGUAAGUCUUCAUCCACAAGUUAAAAACAUACACAGUGCUAAGGAAUGAUAUUAACUGAAAAACUUCAAGAGCUAUUGGCAGAGCGUAAGUCUUACCAGUCUCUGAACUACCCUAGUUGGGAUUUUACAGUGCUGUUAAUAAGAUCCACUGGGAUGGGUAUGGGCAGCAGAAGCCAAAUAAAUCAUCAACACAACUGAAAAAAAGAAGAUCAUGCUUCACGGGGGCACUUGAACCCUCUAAGCUACUUAACAGUUUUCAGUUUCUAGUAUCAGGCAAAACCUGAGGGAAGAAACUGCCUUCCUAGUAAGGUGAACCUAAAUCAGCCUGCUUCUGAUUGAAUUCAGAUGAGAAGGCCUGAACUGCUGUGGUUUUUCUUUCUGUUUAUUCCCCCACCCCCAAAAGCUCUAAAGAUUAGUUUUGGUUUUAACAAGUUAAUGGACCAUUUUUCAGAGAAGGGGAAGGAAUGCGUUUUGUUUGUUUGGUAGAGGGGGCAAUGAAAUUUGGUGAGCAUUUCUGAGGAAAGCUUGAAAAUACAAUGUGGAUGAAUAGAUGUCAGAGAAUAGCAGGGAUAUUGGUGAGGUGGGAGCCAAGCUGUUGAUAUAGUAUUUAAGUUGGUUUUAGAGUGCUGAGGAUAGUUGACCCACACCUAGUUUUUUUUUUUUUUCACUUUACUAAAAUAAUUUCCAUCUUUUAAAUACAUUGGCUAGACUAUUAUUUUGACAUAAGAUUAUGAGUAUUCCUGACAAUCUAGCAGUUACUUAACAAAUUUUGAUUGCACAAUAGUUUCGUCAAGACAACUUUACAAAGAAGAAAAAUGCACGGACUUCUUCCAAAAGGACAUCGUGGUUACAGUUAGGAACAGAACACUUAAAAUGGAAUUAGUUAAGUGUACAUUAUUUAUAUUGCAGACAGCAAAAGAAAAUGGCUGCUGAGAACUGGCGUACUUAAGGUUUCAUAGAGGAAGGGACAGGGUGAGGCUUUUCAGGCGCUAACCAUUUACUAAGAGCAUGCCUAAACAGUUAAGAGUCUAUCAGGCUGAACAAUAGACAAGACCAUUAAGAAAAGAAAUGUUGUCGUGUAAAACAGCGCAAUGAACCAACAAAGAAGAUAUGCAGAUGACCAGCAGUUGUAAAGAAUUCAGAAAAGGAAAGCUGUUGUGUUAUGGCAUCAUGGUAGAAUGGAAAAUCUUACACAGUCCAAACAAUUUGCCUUUGGGUAAACUAUUGAUACAGGGAGACAUUUGCUUUAACAAAUCUUCACCUAACUAAGUCAUUCAGUACUUUUUGAAACUGAUUUAGUAACAGGAGUCAUUAAGUCUCACAGAAAACAAAGUAUAUUCCAGUUCUUGUUCCAACCAGUACCACUCUGGAGGCCCAGUACCCUCCUUGUAUCUGAUAGCAUGUAUAUCAGCCCUGCCCAUGGUUUGCUUACCUCUGGUAUUCACCUCAGGGCUUGAAAAUUUAUUUUGAAAAACCUUCACACAUACAAAGUGAAACAAAUGGCAAGGUGGAUAGAUUACUUGUGUGUUGAUACAUGUAAAUAAAAAAAUACCACUGAUAGAAGUUUUACUUUGGUUGCUAGGGAUUCUGAUACACUUGGGUCUCCUUGGGAAAGAAACAGCACUUACACAAAACAUUUAAGUUUUAGGCAAAUACUUUAGUAUGCCACUCUUGGUUGUAUGAGAACUAAAAUUAUCAUAGAUGAGGUGUUAAGACUCCAUUGUAGAUUAUUAAAAAUUUAUGUUCCUUAUAGACCGACUCUAAUAUUCCUUAUAGACUAUAUAUGAUGCUACUACCACAUAAAUUAUGCUUAAAGUUUUGAAAAUUGAUUGUAGGUAUUUUUAAGUCCCUGUACUUAAAAGUAUUUCUUGUAUUUAUCAUUGUAUAUUAUAUGUAAUUCUAAUAGAUAUUGCUUGCUUCA